Messenger RNA from Aureobasidium musti, 852 nucleotides. NCBI's taxonomy places the organism in Eukaryota, Fungi, Ascomycota, Dothideomycetes, Dothideales, Saccotheciaceae. The record is from the annotation of a GenBank genome assembly.
AUGGACUGGAAGUCACUCAAAGCUUUCAAGGUGUCUUUGAUGAGCGCUACGACUGUAACUCUGAAAACGGCAGAGAAUGUUAUCACAAUUUCAAGACGAGGGUCCGCUCUCUCGGAGAUUUAUAGCAUAUGCGGUCCGGAUACUGCUCCGCAAGCGCCCAUUGGCCUUGAUACCAUCGCUGAGCAGGAUCCCCUACCAUCAACCGAUCAAAUGCGGGCACUCUACAGUUUGACCGUGAUGGACCGGACAAGAAACAAAACACCCUUCAUAGAUCUAGUCCAAUCGAGCAGGAACCGACGAAAAAUUGUCGUCUUCAUCCGCCAUUUCUUUUGUCCAGUAAGAGCUCCGCGUGGUAAUGGGAAACAAGAACGAACGCUGACACUAGUACAGAACUGCUUUGGAUAUGUCAAGGCUUUGGCCAACGAAUUGCCGCCAGAAAAGCUGGAACAGAUGGAUCUACCGACUACUAUCUCAAUUGUCGGAUGCGGUGACCCAAUUCUCGUCCAAAACUACAUCAAGAUGACCGGUUGCCCUUUCGACAUCUAUGCAGACCCGUCCCGGUCAACAUAUGCCGCCCUUGGAUUCUCGGUGAAUGAGACAGCAGUCCCGGAAGCUCCAAGAUAUGUUCAGAAGUAUUCGACCACAUCGAUAUUCAAAGCGAUAAUGAUCAGCCUUGGUCUUGCGGCUAAGACGAAAAGCAUCUCCGCAGGAAAGAAAACCCAGAAUGGUGGCGAGCUAAUCUGGGUCGACGGAGAGCUCCAGUAUAUUCAUCGGAUGAGACACACCAACGAUCAUCUAGAGGUGGAUCAGCUCGGUUAUGUAUUGAGCAUGCUUAGCAAAGCUGGAAUGUGA